UAUAAGAUGUGAUCAUAUUCCAUGGCAGACACACCUGGGGAUAAGAUACUGGGGGACCCUCGGGCAGAGCCGGGGACAGAGACCAGCCUGGUGUGAAUGGGAGUAACCCGCUCUGAGGUGCGGGCAGAAGUUGGUUUCCUGGUGUAUUAAACAACCCUAGCCAGAACCAUCUCUGCACCCAGAGCUUCCUGGGGAGGGCAGGGGCUGCUGCAGCUUGCUGGAGCCGACAUGGCCUCACAGACCAGUGAGGGCGUCAUCAAGCUGUCAAGGGAGGAGCUGGAGGCCCUGAAAGCUGCCUUUGAGGAGGGGAACCUUGCUGGAGUGGCCUCCAGGCUGCAGGAGAUGCUGGAGUCGCUGGAGACCGUCCAGCUGGAUGUGGGCAUCACGGGCGAGACCGGCUCUGGGAAGUCAUCCUUUGUCAACGCUCUGCGGGGCCUGGAUGAUGAAGAUGCAGGUGCUGCCCGCACCGGUGUGGUGGAGACCACCAGGGAGCCGACUCCAUACCAGCAUCCCCAGUACCACAACGUGACCAUCUGGGACCUACCGGGGAUUGGCACACCCAAUUUCCACCCCAAUGCCUACCUGGAGCAGGUUGGCUUCUCGCGCUAUGACAUCUUCUUCAUCAUCGCCUCGCAGCGCUUCACCGCCAACCACGCGGCUCUGGCCCGCCACAUCCAGGCCGUGGACAAGAGUUUCUACUUCGUCCGCUCCAAGGUGGAUGUAGACCUGGAUUCCUCCCUCAGGCGCCGGCCAUCCAGCUACAGCGAGGUGGGGGUAUUGCAGGAGAUCCGGCAGAAUUGCCUGGAGGGUCUGCGGGCCCAAGGCAUCCACUCGCCCCAGGUCUUCCUCCUCUCGGCCUUUGAUCUCAGCAAGUACGACUUCCACCUCCUGGGGGAGACACUGGAGAGGGAGCUGAACCACCACAAGCGGCACGCCUUCCUGAUGGCCCUGCCCAACAUCUCCCUGCACAUCCUGGAGAAGAAGAAGGCUGCCAUGCUGAAACAGAUGUGGCUGGUCUCUACCGUGGCCUGUGGUGUCCACACCGCGCCCAUCCCAGGGCUCCUGAUCUCCUGCGAUGUGGACAUCCUGGCCAGGACCCUGCAAGGUUACUGCAAGAGCUUUGGCCUGGAUGAUGACUCUCUGGAGAAGCUGGCAGCAGAAGUGGGGCAGCCGGUGGGACAGAUGAAGGCUGUUAUCAAGGCACCACUGGCCAAGGAGAUCUCCAACAGUCUGGUGGUGCAGCUGCUGAUACAGGCAGGUGGCAAGGUGCCAAAGCUAUCCAAGGAGGUGCUGCGCUCUGUCCCUGUGCUGGGCUCCAUGGCAUCUGGAGCACUAUCUUUUGCCACCACUUACAAGAUGCUGAGGAGUUUCAUGGAUGAGGUGACUGCCAGUGUCCAGAGGGUGCUGAUCAAAGCCUUCGAGGUGGAUGCUGAGAAAUGAGCCAGAGAGGAGGAGAGAGAAAGAUCAAGACACCUUCUCUAUGGAGGGAAAGUGGAGACAGGAUCCCAACAUCCCCAGGAAAUCCCCUGAGCUUCCUACCAAAUGUCAGAAUUUCAUUCCCUAGCUGGAUAGAAAAUACAGCAAUGAAUUUCUAAAGGUUCUGUUGCAGUUACUUUGCUUUUUAAACCUCAAAUAUCAGAUCUGGUUCUGCUCUCACUGACACUGGUGCAAACCGUAAAUCCAUUGUAAACAUGUUGUCACAAACUGGGGGUAUCGCCACUACCAGUAAACACCUAAUUGUAAAAUAGGCAAAACUCGGUUGUAAAUACUCCACUGUAAACCAGGGGUAACUCUGGUGUAACCUGGGAAGAACUCCACUGUACAUACAUAGUUUAAAGCGGUGAGGA
Mauremys mutica (yellowpond turtle) is the source of this 1847-nucleotide messenger RNA. Its product is annotated as interferon-inducible GTPase 5-like. The transcript is spliced from 2 exons. The coding region runs from base 229 to 1440 and encodes 403 amino acids. Gene Ontology annotation, cellular component: membrane. The record is from RefSeq and is a predicted model, not a curated record. Lineage: Eukaryota; Metazoa; Chordata; Testudines; Geoemydidae. Gene Ontology annotation, molecular function: GTPase activity; GTP binding.